Sphaerulina musiva SO2202 is the source of this 2128-nucleotide messenger RNA. RefSeq names its product trafficking protein particle complex subunit 5. Gene Ontology annotation, cellular component: TRAPPIII protein complex; TRAPPI protein complex; TRAPPII protein complex. Gene Ontology annotation, biological process: endoplasmic reticulum to Golgi vesicle-mediated transport. The transcript has 2 exons. The coding region runs from base 337 to 1023 and encodes 228 amino acids. Lineage: Eukaryota; Fungi; Ascomycota; Dothideomycetes; Mycosphaerellales; Mycosphaerellaceae. The record is from RefSeq and is a predicted model, not a curated record.
GUCCGCGGUCCACGUCAACAUUCUCCGCGCCCGGUGGUGACCCGUGUUGCCCGUCCGUCUUGUGCUACCUCCUACCGUGGCUGUGAUCACCUCGUCACCAUGAAUCGCAAGCUUGUGAAAGGCACAACACCGCAACACCGUUAGCAUGUGAAAAUCCACUCCUUGCCGUCACCCUCACCCUGCCGUUCACAUCGGCUAUUCUGGUCUCGGGGAAACGCCUCUGCGACCGCCGCCAUACACGCGCACGCGCCCACGCCCACGCACACGCCCACGCACGACGGAAAGGCAAAAGACGGAAGAAAGAGGCAGCAGGAAUAGAGAGACAGAGAGCGAAACAUGCCGGGCAUGAGUGGACCACCGCCAGUGCCCCAAAAGGACAACUACGUCCCCAUCACGCAGGCGAAGCCCUUCGUAUCCACACUACGAUAUCCCUCCAACAGAAAAACCAUCUACGACCGCAACCUCAACCGCGCCAAAACCAGCGAAGCCUCUCUCGCCUCCUUCGCCUACCUCUUCAACACCCUCAUCACCUACCACCACGCCAAAUCAGGCUCCGUCAGCGAAAUCGAAACCCGUCUCAACCGCGCAGGAUACCCUAUUGGCAUCAAAAUGCUCGACUUGGUACUCUACAGACUUCCACCACGCACGGCGUCACGUCCCACUCGGAUGUUGGAUUUGCUGCAAUUUAUCCAUGGAGCGCUGUGGAGAGCGCUGUUCAAUCGGAGUGCGGACGCGUUGGAGCAGAGUAAUACGAAGAAAAAUGAGUAUAUGAUUGUGGAUAAUGAGCCUUUGGUGAAUACUUUUAUUAGCAUUCCCAAAGAAAUGAGUCAGUUGAAUUGUGCAGCGUUUGUGGCGGGGAUUAUUGAAGGUGUGUGUGAUGCUGCGGGAUUUCGUACGGAAGGGGUUACUGCGCAUUGGGCGGGAGAAGGGGAUGAGAUGUGGCCUGGUAAGACGAUUUUUUUGUUGAGGUUCAAGGAGAGUGUUUUGGAGCGCGAGGAUGCGAUUAAGGCGGGAGGCGGUUGAGAAGCCUUGGACUGCAUCAAAGGGGGGAAAUACUGGGAUAAUAAGGGGACUUUGCAUUUCCCGUGGCAGACAUGAGAGCAGGCAAGAACGCAGACAUACGAUUGGCCUGUGCAGAUGAGCCGGGCAGGAGAGCACUGGGCUGGCGGGAGAAUAUCGUUUCGCAUGUGAUGCCAAGGACGGAGAAGACAUGGCGUCUCCUUCUAUUCGAACGAGAAGGAGAAGAUUAAGGUAUUAUUGGGAGGCGUGGGAAUCAGGACCACGAAAACGAGCCGCAGAGCCCAUUAUUCUCGUCUCUCCACGUCAAGGGGGUGGGACCCACCUUUACAUGCGAAGGAGUGUGUUGGCAAGCAUAUGACAAUGCUCCAAAAAGAAAUCUGCCCUAUCAGGUACGGAUUUUAUCGAAUCAUCCCAAUCGGUAGUCCUACAGGCGUCGCAGCUCGCAUCCAGCCUCCCAGCUCGACAUAGUUGCGGGAAGUGCUUGCAAUUGCGUUGCUCGCAUCCUCUGCUGCUGCUGCUGCAGCAAAAAUGCCAUCCUCCUGCAUGACCACGUCUUCUGUUCUCUCAUCAUCAUCAUCAUCAUCAUCAUCAUCAUCAUCAUCAUCAUCCUCCUCCGUCCGAGACUCAGCGACACCUUCCUCCUCCUCCACAAGAUGCCGCCAAUUCCCUCUAAACUGCACACUACCCAAAUCGAGUAAACGCCUUGAAAGCCACCUCGGCCAAUACCCCGUAGCCAUACAACACGCAGCCAUCAUCUCCCCCAUGCACGCAUUCCGCUGCUGAGGAGAUACGGCGUAGUCGAGCAUGUGUAUGCACCAUUGGCACGAUGCCUCGUUGUUCGCUUUUUGUUCUUUCGCGUCAUCGUCAUCUUCUUCUUGUUCUUUUCUUCCUCCUUGAUUAUUCUGAGGAGCUGCUACUACUAUUACUCCUUCCACGAGGCGAGUGCAUAUGGUAAGGAGGAAGUGGUUGGGACUGUGCGUUGCUAGGUCGCGCAAUAAGCUGUCCCAGAGGAGAUAUGCGCCGUUUAAGGGGGCGCCGAGUUCUCGUUUCGAAGGAAUCAGAAAUCGAUCUUCUACAAGCACAUCUGCCACAGCUCGUAUUCGCAAUU